AUGCCUUCCAUGGAUGCGGACCCGGAAAAACAAGGUUGCAAUGGUAUCCUUGCUAACACCGACGACAACGACAUCCCUAGGGAGACAUCGCCUCGCCCAAUUCAUGGAUGGAAGUGGGCUAUUGCUUACGCCUCUAUGAUCUCGACAACAUUUCUCUUCGCGUUGGACAAUAGCAACGUGCGUCCGCAUACCCCUCCCACCGCCUUCUCCUCUGAUAUCAGGCCAGUCCGAGGGAAAGUCUGA
Penicillium waksmanii is the source of this 243-nucleotide messenger RNA. RefSeq lists its product as uncharacterized. The coding region runs from base 1 to 243 and encodes 80 amino acids. The transcript has 2 exons. The record is from RefSeq and is a predicted model, not a curated record. NCBI's taxonomy places the organism in Eukaryota, Fungi, Ascomycota, Eurotiomycetes, Eurotiales, Aspergillaceae.